CUCGCCAUUUCUCUUCUACUUCUUUCUAUUCUCCCUCCAAAACUUUCCAAACACGCCACGGAUAAAAUCCUCUGUGUUUUUGUUUGGGUUCGUUGCUACUCGCCAGGGACUAGGGUUUUAUCUUUUACGGGGAUGGGGAGGUAUCGGAGCCGGAGCAGAAGCUACAGUCCGCGUCGUCGUAGCAGGACUCCGACACGUGGCACGAAGAGGUACGACGAUGACCCUCGAGAUCGUCACCGCUCUCACAGAGACCACGGCCGGUCCCCUCUUCCUUCUGGCUUGCUCAUUCGCAAUCUACCUCUCGACGCUAGGCCAGAAGAUCUUAGGGUUCCGUUUGAGCGGUAUGGUCCAGUGAAGGACGUUUAUCUUCCGAAGAAUUAUUACACUGGGGAGCCACGGGGCUUUGGUUUUGUGAAGUUUCGAUAUGGUGAAGAUGCAGCUGAAGCAAAACAACGAAUGAACCAUCAAGUUAUUGGUGGACGUGAGAUAAGAAUUGUUUUUGCUGAGGAGAAUAGGAAAACCCCUCAAGAAAUGCGUGUCACCACCCGCACAAGUGGUCGAGACAGGGGAAGCAGGAGAACACCGCCUAGAUCCCCAAGGCGCCAAUAUCGCUCUUAUUCUGGCUCGCUUUCACCUGCUAGGCACGAUUCAAGGGACCGGGGAGUGAGAGAUGAUUACCGCUCCCGCAGGCAAUCUGGAUCAAUUUCACAGGACCGUGGCAUGAGAGAUGACUAUUGCUCUCCCAGUCGAUCUAGAUCAAUUUCAAGGGAUCGUGGGGCAAAAGAUGAUUAUCACUCUCCCAGGCGAUCUAAAUCUGUUUCACGGUCUCUUUCUCUACGUUCUCCACAUGGUGAUGGGGAAAACAGAACCAAGCAGAGGUCCUCAAGUCCUAGGGAGAAUGGUUGGAGUCCCCAUGAUGAGAGAGACUAUGUGCGUGGCAGGUCAAGGAGUCCAAGGCGUGACAAGCACAGUCCUUCAAGGUCUCGUCCACGAUCCUUCAGUCCUCGCUAGAAGCUUUGUCAAAUGAUGCUGCCUUCUCAUGGUGCCGUGCAUGUCGUUGCUGCUGGAAACUGUAAUAUGUGUUAGUCUGGUGCUUUUUUAGGUAAAAGUAAUACUAUGAGGUAUUGUGGGUAGAUUAAGGAAAGACGUGUUAAAAUUUAGCAGUUUUUAAGAGUUGGUAGAUAUAUUGCUGCAUCUUGUUUUUAAUUAUUUUGAGAUACGACUUCUGACUGAUGUUGCAAUCUGCUUUCA
Molecule: messenger RNA, 1251 nt
Organism: Durio zibethinus
Lineage: Eukaryota; Viridiplantae; Streptophyta; Magnoliopsida; Malvales; Malvaceae
Product: serine/arginine-rich SC35-like splicing factor SCL28
Molecular function (GO): RNA binding
Source: RefSeq, a predicted model, not a curated record